CAUGCCGUGGCACUUGAGAGAGGGUCAAAAUACACAUCAUCGCGACAUCAUCAUAUCGAAUCAUGUCUGAACGAACGCAUCAUUCUCUUUACUCCCAUCUGAAUACCACUAUUGACGAAAUCCGCCUUCUCACAUCCUUUGAGAUCGAUGCUGAUGGCCGUGUCAAGUGUCGACUUAUCACGGAGCCCCUUUGUGACUGUCCCCCAUACACGGCAUUAUCUUAUGUCUGGGGCAAGGCGUCCGAGCCUGUGUCCAUCCAGGUCGAUGGUCAGGAAUUCCACGCCACUCCUAGUCUGGCCGCCGCACUGCAUUGCAUUCCCCACCACUGGAAGUCCAAAUACCCCUCCCGCGAACUGGGAGAGCUUCGAGUCUGGGCGGACGCCGUCUGUAUCAACCAGGAUGACCUGGAGGAAAGAGCCCAGCAGGUCCAACUCAUGGACCGCAUCUAUUCGGGUGCAGAGCUUGUCAUGUGCUGGAUGCCAGACGGGGUCAGGCAGCCAGGUGACCCUCGGUCGUUCAGCGAGGACGUACAGGACGACUUUCUGAGCACCGCAUUCCGCACCCUUGAAAUCGUCAACACGCAGCUUGUGUUGGUAGAACAAGAGGUCGAUGGCACGGUGUGGGACAUAGAGCUUGAUGAUGAAAGGCUGGUCCGGUGGCUGGAGAAGUGCCCUGAGUUGACCGAGGCCACGCCUGACAGUAUUUGGCCGUUUUGGGAAAACAAGAACUGGAGGGCCGUCCGCCAUUUCUUCGGCCUGCAAUACUGGCAGCGAGUAUGGAUAUUCCAAGAGGUCGUCCUUGCUCCGGAGGCACUACUGAUCUGCAGGUCCAGCUGCAUAUCGCUGGCCGAUACCCUCGACCGCGUGUUCUUCUGGUUUGACCUCUUGGAAUUGUGCGAUAUUCCCGCGCCUAGCUUCAUGCUUCCCGCGCUGUGGCAGUCUCUGGUCUCAGGCAGUGGUCUGUCCCGGGUCACUCUCACGGGUCAACUCGAUGCGUGGAGAAGAAGGCGCAUGGAAAUCCCUACGCUGUCCUGGCGUGUCUUCUACAAGGCUGGAUCAUUAGCUGCAACUGACCCCAAGGAUCACGUGUACGGUCUGCUUGGUAUAACUGGUAUCAAGAUUCAGGUUGACUAUUCUCAACAGAACCCUGUUGCCAAGGUCUUCCAUGACGUGGUGGCAGCCUGGCUGCAGGACUACGCGCGUCCAGACAAGGAUCUGGCCGCCGAGAACGCGGUUUCUAAGAUGAAAGAGCUGUGGUUCCUCAGUCUUGCUGGACUGCGGCGUGAUUGCGACGACGUCAGAUGCCGAGACUUUGCCUCCUGGGCGCCGAACUUCCCGCACUUUCACCACAACAGGUCUGACUACGUCUUCUUCACUGAAGUCGAUGCUGACCAUGGCGUAUUCUCGGAAGAGCAGUGCAUGAAAACGAGUUAUAUCCAAGGCCCUUCACUUUUCGUGACUGGGCUUGUGGUUGAUUCUGUCCACGAGACAUAUCCUCAAGUCGUGAGGUCCAGCCAUCUCUUCGAUUUACUUUCACAUAUAUUCCGCAAGAACGAGUCCCAGUUCCCGGAGCCCAAGCCGAGAAGACGCCUGCUGCGUGAUCUCUUCGAGCUUCUCUGUUGGAACAACAUCUCGAAAUACGUAAUCAAUGCCCGCUUGCGUGUAACCGACCCGGUUUCUUCUGAGUAUCUCGCAUUUGCCUGCGCCUUCGUGUGGGCAAUUCUUUGCGGAGGAUUUCAGUACCGCACAGCCAUCGAGAGGUUGGGACUCAGGUCAGACACGGAGGCCGGAUUUUGUGCUUCGUUACGUGAGACAUUCCUGGGCCUAAAUGAAGGUUCUGAGGAGGAAAAUGAACACAAUAAGGUGUCACACUUUGACGACAAUUCCUCGUCAUGGCUCCAGGAUCUGUUGGAUUGUGAGGCCACAAAACGGCUACCCAUGGAGCCCAGGCUUGCCAACUGCUGCCAGGAAAUGUCUUCUUUUAUCUUAACGGAUGGUUUGGAUGAUUGUUGCCUUUUCCGCACUUCAACAGGAUAUUUUGGACUCGCCUGCAGGAGAGCUACAGCAUCUGGGGACUUGGUAUGUGCUCUGAAAGGUCACGAUAGCAUGGCAUCUCUAAGGGAGAACGGAGACCAUUUCCUCUAUGUAGGGGAUACCAAGGUUCAGCGCAUGAUGGAAGGACAGGCUGCGGGGUUUUUGAAAGAAGGGAUAGCAGAAGUGCGACAAUUUGAAUUGCGAUGAUACAA
Diaporthe batatas is the source of this 2245-nucleotide messenger RNA. RefSeq lists its product as uncharacterized. NCBI's taxonomy places the organism in Eukaryota, Fungi, Ascomycota, Sordariomycetes, Diaporthales, Diaporthaceae. Bases 63 to 2240 code for a protein of 725 amino acids. The record is from RefSeq and is a predicted model, not a curated record. The transcript has a single exon.